AUGUGGAGAGCUGCAAUUUGCGUCACCGCAGCUCUCUCAUGGGCGGGGGUUCAGUCAGCGCCUGCCCCUACUGCUACCCCUUUUCCUGUGGUCGGGGCCAAAACCGGCAUCAACAAAAACACGGGGCAAACGCCGGCGAGACUCAACAUCAACACGCUAUGGGCACGGGGAGGGCCGCAGUGGGAUCUCUACGUACUCGCCUUGUCAGAGCUCCAGGCCAUGAACGAAACCGAUGAGCUUUCCUACUUCGGAAUCACAGGAAUUCAUGGAUUUCCUCACAGUGCGUGGAACGGCGUCAGCCAUGUAGAUGGUGCCCCUAACACGGGAUUCUGUCCUCAUGGUCAAGUUCUGGUCUCUCACGCCGUGAGACUGGCCGGAGAGUACCCUCCGAACCUUCAGCCCGAGUAUGUAGGAGCGGCUCAGACUUUACGACAGCCUUACUGGGACUGGGCGGCAGAUUCUACUCUGCCUCCUGCCACCUAUGCAAUCAAUGUCACCGUCAGAGCCCCGUGUGGCGUGAUAGAAAUUGCUAAUCCUUUACGCGGCUAUCGUUUCCAGCAGUUGCCCCUCGAGUCGAGUUUCGGCGGCUUCCUCGCGACAUACCCCCAAACCAUCAGAUGUCUCGGCAAAGGUGAUCUUCUCAGCAACAUUACGGCAUCCAAUGAAGCAAUGGUCUUGGCAGCAAAGGACCUGACCACCGAUGUUUAUGAUAUCUUUGCCAGAGAGAGGACCUUUGACAGCUCCGGCUGGCGCGUUUCAAGCCUCGAGUUCCCCCACAACCUGGUUCAUGCACUGUUGUUCAACCCCAAACCUGGGGACAUCCAAGCUGAUGCGAGCAGCAUGUUGCACCACUGCAACGUUGACAGACUCGUUGCGAUGUGGCAGGUGAUUCACUACGAAGAGGACAUGUUCACCAACAAAGGAACUUCUACCGGCCAGUACGGGACCAUCGAAAGCAGCAUUGUCACGGCAGACAGCCCCCUGAAGCCCUUCUUCGACGAAAACAUGAACUUCCUUACAAGUAAAUCCGUCAGGAAUAUCACCACCUUUGGGUACACGUACCCCGAAAUGCCCAAUUGGAAGAUGUCGCCUGAAGCGCGUGCCAGUUACGGCAGAGCACAAAUAAACUCACUGUACGGAGAAAAGGACGACGAUCUUAGGUCGGCACGCGCUUUGAAGGGGGCAGGAUAUCCCUCGGUUAUUGGGCGGAUGUCCCUGCUUGCUGUCCCCCGUACCGGGGUGGCCUCAGCCAGCCUGCCACUCCGAGAAGUGCUCGUUGGGAAUCACAGUAUGAGGGAUUUGCCCCCGGAAAAGGUGGUUUUGUUUCUUCAGGAGGAGAUGACCACUGAGAUACGAGGAAGUGAUGGCCGCCAGGUACCAGUCACCAGGGUGCCCAGCCUGCAUAUUCAGAUCACGAGCAUGGAGUACAUACCACGGGCUAAUGACUCAAGUUUCCCCGUCUUUGGGAAUGCCCAGAGAUGGCCGGCCGAGGUGCGCUAG
Messenger RNA from Chaetomium globosum CBS 148.51, 1500 nucleotides. RefSeq lists its product as uncharacterized. The record is from RefSeq and is a predicted model, not a curated record. Gene Ontology annotation, molecular function: oxidoreductase activity. Lineage: Eukaryota; Fungi; Ascomycota; Sordariomycetes; Sordariales; Chaetomiaceae. Bases 1 to 1500 code for a protein of 499 amino acids. The transcript is spliced from 8 exons.